CGCUACAUUUCCCUUUCAAUCAUCAUCAAUUCUUCAUUUAUCUUCAUCUUUCAUUUUCUCUCUCCUACUUCUUCAUCCUCUGAACAAAAAUUCUGGAAAAAACAAAAAAUGAGCUACAAAAAUUUCGAAAUCAUCCAACAAUCAUCCCCAUUUUUCAUCACUGAAACCACCAUUUUCCCCCCAAAAUCUCUCUCCUUAAACCCCUUUUUCCCUCCUCCAAUUCCCUUCGAAGAAGAUGAAGAACUCAUUUUCCCAACCCCAUUUGACUCAAUCUCCGAUCUAAUCCAGAUCGAAUCAACCCCAUUUUGCUCGUCCUUCAAACGAGUCAUUCGCCGAUUUGACUCGUCCGAGUCGUACCUGAAGAAGAUCUCCGACCGAGUCAGCUCGCUCGAGUCGAAGUUCGACCGACUUCUGCUGUUGAAGGAGAAGGAGGAGAAGGAGAAGAAGAAGAAGCAGGAGUUGAAACACUUGGAUAGGAAGUACUCGUUUACGGCUGAGAUUAAAGGGGAUGUUGAGAAGAAGUACAAGUGGACGGCGGAGAUUGAAGGGGAUGAUGUCAAGAAAGGGAAGAGAGGAGAGAGAAAGUAUCAAUGGAUGACUGAGAUUAAAGGGAAGGAAGAUGAUAAGAGGGUUUACACGUGGAAGGCUACUAUUGGUGGUGAUAAGAAGAAGAAAGAGAUUGAGAAGAAGAAGAAGAAUGGUGGUGAGAAGGGAUCCUCUGCUACGCGCAUUGUUGAGAUCGAAGAAUCACCUGAUCAAAGAGCUGUAGUUUUACGUCAGGCAUUUGCCAAAAGAGCUUCCAAUAGCAAGGGGAAAAAGAAAGAACUAUCACCCAUGGAUGCUGCAGCUUUGAUCCAGUAUAGCUUCAGGGCUUAUCUUAUUCGUAGAUCUCAGGCCCUUCGUGCCCUUCGUGAGCUGGCAAUUGCAAAAACCAAGUUGAAGGAACUCAGGGCUAUGUUCCACAACUUCUCCUACCGUAGCCGUGUUUCCCGUGAUGCUGAGGAGCGUCAGAAGUUCUCGGAGAAAAUUAUCGUUUUGCUCCUCACUGUGGAUGCUAUCGAGGGAGUUGAUGUGAUGGUGAGAGCUGCAAAGAGGUCAAUGGUUGAUGAGCUGGAGGCAAUGCUUGAUGUGGUGGAACCCCAGUCUGAUGGGAAAUCACUUUCCAUGAGGCGAAGGACCUUCGACAUGCCUAGUGGUACCAUCCAAAAGGAAAUUGCAGAAGGUGUUGCCCAGGUCGUCCAAAUGCUUGAUGAAGAAAACGGAGCCUUUGAGGCGUGCGUAUAAAGAAGUUGACUGCACGCAUAAAAGCAUGUUAUUCAGCUGUGUUUGUUGUUGUAUGACUUGUAUCUUCGUAACUUCGUUAAUGUAGGAGGUUAGAGUUUGCAGUCUGGAAACAUUUUAUAUUAAGCGGCUGGGUUCUUAGGUGUAGCGUAGUAUGUAUUCUCAAGAGGAUUUCCCUACCUAUUAGUCAUGUACUAUUGAGCAUAUGAGCUUACUGUUUUGGGAUGGUGUUGAACAAGUUUAUGUGAUCUGGGUUUUAUGCAAGUAUUGAUUUGGUGAA
Molecule: messenger RNA, 1561 nt
Organism: Chenopodium quinoa (quinoa)
Lineage: Eukaryota; Viridiplantae; Streptophyta; Magnoliopsida; Caryophyllales; Amaranthaceae
Product: BAG family molecular chaperone regulator 7-like
Exons: 3
Coding region: 109-1284 (391 amino acids)
Biological process (GO): protein folding
Cellular component (GO): plasmodesma
Source: RefSeq, a predicted model, not a curated record